Molecule: messenger RNA, 647 nt
Organism: Cloeon dipterum
Lineage: Eukaryota; Metazoa; Arthropoda; Insecta; Ephemeroptera; Baetidae
Gene: RpS18
Product: ribosomal protein S18
Exons: 4
Coding region: 46-606 (186 amino acids)
Biological process (GO): translation
Cellular component (GO): ribosome; small ribosomal subunit; cytosol
Molecular function (GO): structural constituent of ribosome; RNA binding
Source: RefSeq, a predicted model, not a curated record
CUCACCUCGACCAAUCACGACAGCUGAAAGCACACAUGCGUGCGCAUGCACCAUCCAUUAAAGUUUGCCUCUUUCCCUCCUUGGAGCAAGCUGCCUUGUGGUCUCUUUAGCGACAUUUCUGUCAGUGGUUACAACCAGCUUCAGAAAAUGUCGUUGGUCAUUCCCGAGAAGUUUCAACACAUUUUGCGUGUUGUCGGUACCAACAUCGACGGCAAGCGAAAGGUGCAGUUCGCUCUGACUGCGAUCAAGGGUGUUGGUCGCCGUUAUGCCAAUAUUGUCCUGAAGAAGGCCGAUAUUGACCUGAACAAGAGGGCUGGCGAGUGCUCUGAAGAAGAGGUCGAAAAGAUCAUCACUAUCAUGAGCAACCCGCGUCAAUACAAGAUCCCAGACUGGUUCUUGAACAGACAAAAGGACAUUCAGGACGGCAAAUAUUCACAGCUCAUUUCCAGCAGUCUUGACAGUAAAAUGCGUGACGAUCUUGAGAGGCUUAAGAAAAUCCGUGCCCACAGAGGCAUGCGUCACUAUUGGGGCCUGCGCGUGAGAGGUCAGCACACCAAGACCACUGGCCGCAGAGGAAGAACUGUCGGUGUCUCCAAGAAGAAGUAAAUUUAAAUGUUUCAUUGAAAAUAAAAUCCUUUUCAAGGAAA